This is a messenger RNA of Maniola jurtina (meadow brown), 1811 nucleotides long. RefSeq lists its product as uncharacterized. Gene Ontology annotation, molecular function: RNA polymerase II general transcription initiation factor activity; protein heterodimerization activity; transcription coactivator activity. Gene Ontology annotation, cellular component: transcription factor TFIID complex; SLIK (SAGA-like) complex; SAGA complex. Gene Ontology annotation, biological process: RNA polymerase II preinitiation complex assembly; transcription initiation at RNA polymerase II promoter. The record is from RefSeq and is a predicted model, not a curated record. NCBI's taxonomy places the organism in Eukaryota, Metazoa, Arthropoda, Insecta, Lepidoptera, Nymphalidae. The coding region runs from base 120 to 1760 and encodes 546 amino acids. The transcript is spliced from 10 exons.
CUUGACGCUUCGGUCGUCGGUGGUCGGUAUUCUUCGGUGCUUCGGAAGAAAAUUGAACUAUUUUAGUCAACUAUAAUAAUAAUGUUCCGUGGUUCCUUGUGAGGUCGGUCGUUUUAAAAAUGGCUAGUUUAUCGUCAGCGUCCAAGAAUCACUCUAGGAAACAGAACAGUAGCAGAGAUCGUGAUAAAAACAAGUCCGUAGCAUCAGAAUCCGGAGGGUCCAGCCAGUGCGAUACCCCACCUCUCAUAGAAAAGGAUGGAGCCCCCUCGCAGGGCAAAUUUGCAGGUGUUGGGCCUGACUCAAUACUGUGCAUGGCAGAGCAGGUUGGUGCUGACCUCAAUGCAGAAGCAGCUACCAACCUUGCUGAGGAUGUCAGUUAUAAACUCAGGCAAACUAUUAGUACAAUUGCACUACACAGUGAGAUGAUGAAGAAGUCUUGUGUGGACGGCUGGGAUGUGAACACGGUGCUCACUUUGUCUGACACGAGCCCAGUGGUGGGUGCUACUGCUGCACUAUAUGCACCUGUGGGGGAGGAGAAAAUAUGCUCUGAAAUUGAAACUCUAAUAAAUAUAGCAGAAUACUCAAUGACAACACAAAGCUAUGUUUACUCGACACUGCCCACCGUGUCUGUGGAAUGGAUAACGGAUGAUAAAAGCUUAACCAACAAUAACAAUAUCAGUACCAGUUUACAGAUCUAUUUUACGAAAAUCGCUAGAGCAAUAUUAAGCCUAAGAAAAAGUAUCAGACAAGUAGCAGUGGACGACCUGGCAAAGAAUACUCGCAUUGGGCCAAUAAUACCGAAUCUCUUCAACCUAGUAGUGUUGGUACUAAACGAUGAUAACCUCAACGCGUUGAAUGUGCCCAGCAAAAAGCCCUUACAAUCGAAUGUUCUUGACAUGGUUGACGCGCUGUGCUCGAAUCCUUGCAGUUUGGACACUAAUAUACAACAACAGUUCCAGAGGCUAUUUCCAGUUAUGGUUUCGAAUAUAUUGGGUAAUGGCGUGCUAGCGGAGAAGAUGGUAGCUCUCUUAACAAAAAUAACACGAACCUGGCCCCAGUUCAUCACUGUAGGAAAAGGCAUUCUGUUCGACUAUCUAUCGCAAGGCACCAAGGAGCGUCUGUCGCCGCCGAUGCUGCGCUGCCUGACCGCGCUGGGGCGGUGCGCGCUCGUGGAGUGCCUUGCAGACAGCUUGGACUACAUCGACGACUACAUCCACACAUCCAGACGCGGCAACGCCUCGGAGCUGAGGCAAGCUGUUCUGGACGCGUCCACGUGCCUCCUGAGAUCUGAACCGACUACAUUUUUGGAAGACUAUGUGAUGACGGAUUAUAGCAUGUAUGAAAUGUUGGGGGACUCGAUUCUACCACGUAGAAUUUUGUUUCCUGCUAAUGAACCCAGUUCAAGUGACCAAAACGCCACAGAAAAGACUUCGGACGACGAAUUCGCAUAUCUGCCUCACAGGCCCGUGCUGAGGCGGCCCAAACUUAGACUCAUAUCACAUAGAAAAACUAACAGCAACAUACACAGGGAAAGUGUUUUCGAGCCAACAAAGUUCACUUUAAAAAAGAAACUCAUAAGUUUAAGAGUUAAAAACUGUCGUACUUUAGAUAUUUGUAAAAGGAAUCAUGAUCGGACUUUGUGCAGUGUUCAUACGAGUAGGAUAAACGGUGUUGUUGUAGCGAGUGGUCUAUUGAAUAGAUUUAGGUAUAGAAUAAGCAAACCUACCGAUUUUCCAAUAUUUGGAGCUUUAAUCAUGUAAAAUUGUAUAACUAUUUAAUGCAUGAAAUAUAAUUUAUUGUUGUAAAAUAUU